AUGCAAGCUUCUUGUCCCACUCUAUCAUUCUUUCAUUCUCCCAAGUUUUUACAAAUAAGUCUACACAUAAUAUCGGCUGUUGGAAUUCCAAUUUACAUAUUCGGAGGGUACUGUAUUUUGUGCAAAACCCCGAAUCAAAUGAAUCUUGUCAAAUUGGUCAUAUUUAAUUUGCAUUUUUGGAGUACUUUAAUGGAUUUAUUUAUGGGAUUAUUUGUUGCUCCAUUUAUACUUUUACCGUCAAUGUCAGGGUUUCCCAUGGGAUUGCUGGGUUAUUUGGAUGUGAAUAUUCCAUUUCAAAUUUAUGUUAUGUUGACUGUAAUUGUUUUAACCGGUGUAGCAAUUCUUCACAUUUUCGAGAACCGCUAUAACACCAUUAUUUUCGAGUUUUCUAGUCGAAAAGUCAGACGAGCUCUGUUCUUUAUUUUCAACUAUUUACUGGCGUUCACUUUUGUCAUUCCAACUAUUUUACGUAUUCCAAAUCAGUCGGAAGCUAUCAAAAUAGUUAAGGAACAAUUUCCAUGUGAAGUCGAUGAAAAUCGAUUUUUUGUGUUAGCUCUGGAUGUCCGUGUAACUCACUAUUCAGUUAUUAUCACUAGUUCAUUGAUUGAAGGGCAGAUUAUUUAUUUUGUCAUUCGACUUUUGAUGAAUUUAAGUGGAAAAGAUGAUAGAAAAUCAGAAAGGACUAGAAAUUUACAAAAGAGACUAUUUCGAGCAAUUUGUAUUCAAGUUACUAUUCCUGUUUUACUAAUGUUUAUUCCAUUUCUAUUUGUAAUUAUUCAAGUUUCUCUGGAGUAUCAUAAUCAAGCUCAAACUAAUAUUUCUUUAUGCUUGCUAUCUCUUCAUGGUUUGAUUUCAACUAUUGUGAUGCUCAUUGUGCAUAAACCAUAUCGUGAUGCUACACUAAAUAUAUUGGCAGCUUCUAAACUAUUUCAAAAGAAUACAAAUAAUAAUAGUGAGCCCACACGAAAUUCAGUUCCCUUUUUGAUAGUGACUACUUAAUUUAAACUUGCUAUUUUAUGAGAUA
Messenger RNA from Caenorhabditis elegans, 1024 nucleotides. It is a transcript of the gene srh-135, whose product is annotated as Serpentine Receptor, class H. Lineage: Eukaryota; Metazoa; Nematoda; Chromadorea; Rhabditida; Rhabditidae. The record is from RefSeq and is marked reviewed. The transcript is spliced from 3 exons. Bases 1 to 999 code for a protein of 332 amino acids.